AUGUCUGUCUUCUUGUUCUGUGCUGUAUGCACUGUUGCAGUCGUAUCGUCAUUUCCAAUGGAAGGUUUUGCAGUACAAAAUACUGUGGGCCCCCCAACGAACUUCUUCAGUAAGUUCAUUCCGAAAAGUGCCGUAGCCAACAUGACUAGUAACCCAAUGCUGCAGUGGAUACCUGACUUUAUAUCACAAACCGUCAAUGCUGCCAGGGAGAGGAAGAUGAUGAAACAAAUGCGACAGUCUAUGAUGACUGAUGUUGACAUGGGCGGUCUCGGAGGAAUGAUGGCCCAGAGUCCUGGAGGAUCGAUGGGUCUGUCUCUAUCCAAUACUGGUGCUCAAGGCUUCGCCAUGGCGGCUGACAAUCCAAUGGGAGAGUUGUUCGCAGGAGGUUAUGGCGCGAUGGCAGAUGGAAUGAUAUAG
Molecule: messenger RNA, 417 nt
Organism: Ylistrum balloti
Lineage: Eukaryota; Metazoa; Mollusca; Bivalvia; Pectinida; Pectinidae
Exons: 3
Coding region: 1-417 (138 amino acids)
Source: RefSeq, a predicted model, not a curated record